Molecule: messenger RNA, 3508 nt
Organism: Lethenteron reissneri (Far Eastern brook lamprey)
Lineage: Eukaryota; Metazoa; Chordata; Hyperoartia; Petromyzontiformes; Petromyzontidae
Product: centriolin-like
Molecular function (GO): protein binding
Source: RefSeq, a predicted model, not a curated record
GCUGUGACGGUGGGAGUCGGGCAGCGCUGAGUACACGGUGCUGUGAGUACACGCAGCACCAGCACUUGCAGAAGCAUCAGCAGCAGCAGCAGCAUCACCAGCAGCAGCAUCAGCAACACCACCAUCAGCAGCAUCACCAGCAGUAGCAUCAGCAACACCAGCAGCAUCAACAGCAGCAAAAACAGCAUCAGCAGGAGCAUCAGCAGUAGCAUCAGCAACACCAGCAGCAUCAACAGCAGCAAAAACAGCAGCACCAGCAGCAGCAUCACCAGCAGUAGCAUCAGCAACACCAGCAGCAUCAACAGCAGCAAAAACAUCACCAGAAGUAGCAUCAGCAACACCAGCAGCAUCAACAGCAGCAUCAACAGCAGCAUCAGCAACACCAGCAGCAUCACCAGCAGUAGCAUCAGCAGCAUCACCAGCAGUAGCAUCAGCAACACCAGCAGCAUCAACAGCAGCAAAGACAGCAUCAGCAGCAGCAGGAGCAACACCAGCAUCAGCAGCAGUAGCAUCAGCAUCACCAGCAGCAUCAACAGCAGCAUAAACAGCAUCACCAGCAGCAGGAGCAUCAGCAGCAUCACCAGCAGUAGCAUCAGCAACACCAGCAGCAUCAACAGCAGCAUCAACAGCAGCAAAGACAGCAUCAGCAGCAGCAGGAGCAACACCAGCAUCAGCAGCAGUAGCAUCAGCAUCACCAGCAGCAUCAACAGCAGCAUAAACAGCAUCACCAGCAGCAGGAGCAUCAGCAAGGUCAGCAGCAGAAGAAGCAAAAGCAGCACUCGCAGCAGAAGCAGCAGGAACAUCAGCACCAUCGUCAUCAUCGUCGUCGUCAUCAUCAGCCGGGAUGAGGAGGAUGAGAGGGAGGGGCCGCACGCCCAGCCCGGGCCCCGCCGGGUCCCCAGCGCGCAGCCCGUCCCCGGGGACGGGGCCCCAACGGGGGUCCUCACGCACCGGUGGGGGGGGGCCUGGCGGAGGUUCCGUGACCCCCGUGACCCCCGUGGCACAGGCAGCAGCAGCAGCGGGGCAACCUCACAGCUCGCGCGACAACAGCGAUGAGGAGCGGGAGGAGGGAGGGGAGCUGUCGGCACGUGGCGACGCCGUCCCGGUGGAGGAGGGCGUGCGCUACAUCACCGAGGCGUUGCUGCGCCGCGUGAGCCGGCAGGAGGACCUGGCGCUCGUGCGCUCCCUCAACCUGGCGCUGGCGCGCGACGGCGGCAAGAAGUUCCGCUACAUAGAGAACCUGGAGCGCUGUGAGCGGCUGGAGGUGCUCACGUUGAGUCACAACGUCAUCGAGAAGAUGGAGCACAUGGAGCGGCUGGGGUCCCUACGCGAGCUCCACCUGUCCCACAACCUCAUCAGGAAGAUCGAGGGCCUGGAGCACAUGGCGCAGUUGCAGACGCUGGCGCUCGCCUCCAACCAAUUGGAAGCCAUCCCCGCGUGGCUGCCACGCCGCCUGCGCUGCCUCCGCUCGCUGGACCUCCGGGACAACAACAUCACCUCGCUGCAGGACGUGAGCCGGCUGAAGGCGCUGCAGGGGUUGGUGUCGCUGGCGCUGGCGGGGAACCCCGUGGCGGCGCUACCGCACUACCGGGCGCACACGGUGUUCCACCUGCGCUCGCUCGAGCGGCUCGACGCGCAGCCCGUGAGUGACGCGGAGCGCCAACUCGCCCACCAGCGCUUCCACCUGGAGGAGGUGGAGCGGCUGGAAGCGGCUCUGGCCGAGCGGCAGGCCCAGCUGGAGUCGUCCUCACGGCUUCAGGAGGAGUCGGCCGCGGCCCUGCUGCAGCGCGAGCAGCAGCUGCUGGCGCUGCAGCAGGAGCGGAGCGAGCGCGACGGCUCCGUGCACGAGCUGCAGCGCGAGCUGCACACCAAGAACCAGCUGCUGAAGCAGAAGAUGUUGGAGCUGACGCACGCGUGCCAGAAGCAGUACGAGCUGGAGCAGGAGCUCGCCUUCUACAAGAUAGAUGCCAAGUUCGACUCCCUGGGACACGCGCCGCCCCACGCCGGCGGGGACGACGACGACGACGACGAGUCGCCGCAGCAGCUGGCGCCCGGCGAGAGCCCGUACAUCGGCAAGGCGCGCUACAAGCGGAACGAGUUCGCGGGAGAGAGCCGCGUGCGGCUGUCCCCUGCGCGCCACGCGGCACUCGGCUCCGUGCAGAGCGACGGCGCCGCCACCGCGUCCCCAGCGCCAGGCACCGGCGGGGACAUCACGGACGCCGUCGAUCAGCAGCUCGCGCUCAAGCGGCUCGCGCUGGCCGAAGCCGAGCGCCGUCUGGCCGAGCUGCUGCAGGAGGUGGAGGCUGCCGAGCGCAGGAACCUGGCCGCUGCACAGGAGCUGCAGCGGCUGGAGGACGCGGCCGCCCAGGGCAAGGCGCUGGAACAGCACCGCGAGUCCCUGCGCCGUGCGCUGGCGCGCAAGCUGGAGCUGCUGGGGCGGCUGCGCGUGGAGGCCGAGGAGCUGGAGCGACGCCUGGAGGCGCAGCGCACGGAGCUGGGGCGGCGGGGAGCGCAAGCGGCGCAGCUCCGGAGGGAGAUCGCGGAGGAGCGCGGGGAGGACGGGCGCCGGCACGCGCGCGAGCUGAGCGCCGCCGCCGAGCUAGCGCUGGAGGAGAUGGCGCGUCAGCAGCGCGAGCUGGAGGAGCGCCUCGAUCAGAUGCUGACGCGCAUCGCAAAGGAGACGGAGGACAUCCGGGACCUGGAGCAGCAGCUCACGGAGGGCCAGAUUGCCGCGAACGACGCGCUAAAGCGUGACCUGGAGGGCAUCAUUGCGGGGCUGCAGCAGUACCUGUCGGGCGUGCAGGACCGGGCGCGCCAGGCCGGCGAGGCAUGCGGGCGCCUGCAGCAGGAGAACGAGGAGCUGCAGCGCCGCCUCGCUCAGCUGCAGCAGGACAAGCAGGAGCUGGAGGUGGUGGCCGAAGAUGCGGACGUCAUGCGUAAGGAGGUGUUGGAGCUGGAGCGGUUGCUGCAGGAGCAGCAGGAGGCCAACGCGUCCCUGCAGGGGGAGCAAGGCGAGCGAGACGCCCAGCUGCAGGCCCAGCUCGACGAGAUGGAGAUCGAGCAUCAGCAGCUGCAGGACCAGCUGCGUGCCCAGCACCAGCGCAGCAAGGGGGAGCAGGCGGCGCUGCUGGCGGAGCUCCAGCGGGAGAAGGAGGCGCUGGAGGCCGCCAUCGAGCAGGCGGGUCAGGCGCGGGCCCACGAGCAGGAGAACCAGCGGCUGCUGCAGCAGCUGCGUGCGCUGCAGGCGAGCUCAGCGAUGCUGAGCAGGCGCCUCCAGGACGCGGAGGCGCAGGCGGAGAGGACGGCGCGGGAGACGGUGCGGCGCGACGAGGUGGCGGCGCACCUCACGCAGCUCCGCGAGGAGGUGGAGGGGCCCCGCGGUCCCCUCGACGAGGAGGAGGAGGGGCACGAGGAGGAGCGGGGCGAGGAGGAGGAGGAGGAGAGGCGGAGGAACGGGCAGCACGAGGAGGAAGACGAUGAGGAGGAGGAGGAGGGGGGGACGAGGUGA